AUGACUCGUAAUAAUCGUAAAAAAUCCGAACGAACUCCAUCACCAUCAACCAUUGCUAUUGAGGAUAAUAUGAUGACUUUACCUGAUCUUUCGGCUUUUCAAGAUGAUGAAAAACAACAUAUUCUUGAUGUUUUAUUACGUGAUGAAAAUCUUCGUAAUAAACAUUUAUCACGUUUUAUGUACGUAGAGCAUUUACGAAAAGAAGUAGCAGAACUUAAAGAACAUUCACAAUCAACAUCAAAAUCCACAUGUGCUCGAUGUCAAACGCCAUUUGGUUUUAUAUUUAAUACAGGUGAUACAUGUCCGAAAUGUUCUGCAAAAGUUUGUAAGCAAUGUCGACUUAUCUACAAUGUUAAUGACAAUAGCUGGCUAUGCCAGUUAUGUUGCAAACAGAUGCAAUUGAUGAGUUAUUCAGGUGAAUGGAUGUAUUCAAUUCGUAGUCAUUUUCGAAAAGAUUUAAUGGAUCCAUCAGAAACUUUGCAUGAAUCAGUUGCACCUUUCGUUUCUGCACAUAAUAUUAACCCUGUAUCAAGCUCGGAUUCUGAACCAGAAGAUCUUACUUCAUUAUCAGAUAUAAAAAAUCGAUUUAGUGUUCGCCCGAUUAAACAAAAAGAACCAAAUUCGACUAAUAAUAAAAUAAAUAAAAUGAUAGUUCAAAAUCAUAAUGAUGAACAAAAACUAAAUUAUCUUAAAAAACGUAUAGAAAAACGUCCAUUAGAUGCAUCAUUAACACAACCAUUACCAAGACGAAAUCGUCUACUUACAUCAAAUCGUAAUACAGUAAAUAGUUCAUCAGAUGAAGUUAAUUCUUUCUUAAAUUCAUCAAAAAAUCGUGAAACUCAAAAACUAACUAAACAAAAUUCAUCAAAAAAUCGUGAAACUCAAAAACUAACUAAACAAAAUUCAUCAAUAUCGACAAAUACAGAACUAUUACAAACAAAUUCAAAUCAACCUAUCAAUGUAAAUCAAAAUGAUACCGGUAGUCAAUCUGUACGAUCAACUGAAUUGAAUAAUAAUAAUAAUAAUGAUAAAUCAGCAAGAGAUGAAUUAAAAGUACCACGACGUCAUCAAUCAUUUAAUCGUAAGUUUGAACAAUAG
This is a messenger RNA of Rotaria sp. Silwood2, 1098 nucleotides long. Lineage: Eukaryota; Metazoa; Rotifera; Eurotatoria; Philodinida; Philodinidae. The record is from the annotation of a GenBank genome assembly.